Topomyia yanbarensis is the source of this 8884-nucleotide messenger RNA. RefSeq lists its product as uncharacterized. The record is from RefSeq and is a predicted model, not a curated record. Lineage: Eukaryota; Metazoa; Arthropoda; Insecta; Diptera; Culicidae. The coding region runs from base 1 to 1182 and encodes 393 amino acids. The transcript is spliced from 5 exons. Gene Ontology annotation, molecular function: protein binding.
AUGAUUUUAAAGAAUCAAACCGAACCAAGACCGGACGCGACCGCUGAUGAACUGAACGAAAAAAAGUCGGAUCGUAUAAUUCAGCCACAAUCCCACCCCAAUAACACAAUUCCAUCAUUUCAGAGUGACGGAUCGCUGCAGCUCACAAACCUGACCACCAGCGAUGCUGGUCUGUACACCUGCUCGGAAAUGGUUCCGUAUUCCACCGGUGAUGAUGACCUCAGAAACGCUACCAACACCAGUGGGCUGCUGUUCGGCAACUCCCGCAAUGACAGCUACAACACAAGCACCGAGGAUGAUGGUCAGACGGGUGAAAGUUCGCCACCAACUUCACAGCAGCCAGCACCCGACUCGUACGUGGAAAUCCGACGGGUCAACGUUAAGGUACGGAGACCACCGUAUGCAGUGUCCAAUUUUUUCGUGCGUGCCUCCACCAUCAUAGCCGUGCUGGUUUGGGAAGUUAUGCCGAACCGGACUGGCGGGUACGCGAUUCGUGAUUUCACCUCGGAAAUGCGCAAACUGCGCAUGACCGAUGAAGACCCGGAGGAACCGUGGGAAACCAUUGACCCGCGGCACAUUAGUCCGAAUGCGCGACAGUUGGAGAUUUACCACCUGAUCCCGAACACUACCUACGAGUUCCGGAUUUGGGCUAACAAUGCACUCGGAUCCGGUGAUGUAAUGACCAUUACUGCCACCACGUCUCCCGAUAUGGAGGAAAAAGAUCUGAUACGACGGAUAAUGAUCGAUGCGCAGAACUUUGACACUCGCGUCUGGAUCGCAGCAGUCGGUGUCGUCAUGGGGACGCUCGUCAUCCUAUCGCUCGGCACGUGCAUCGUGCUGUACAAGGAGUGUCGCGAACCAAUCGAAAAAGAGGAAGAACUCGACAGUCUGGAGCUGGUGCCGAACAUAAUCCUGAAUCCGGGCUUCUGCGACUCGGACGAUCAGGGUCAAAGUUCGCUGUCACCACCAAUACCGCGGACCUUAGCCUUCCAGCCGGUCGGUAACGGUACUGUGAGCUCGCACAACGGUUACCAUUACAACCGUCGCUACACAUCGCCGUACGGUGCCGGGAGUCGGUAUAACUACAACGACUACGACGAUGAUGAUUCCGAGGAAGAACCAAUGACCUUCAGCCGCCGGAUGUCGAUCUUUUUCACCGGCAACACCAUCAAGCGAAUUUGAGGGAAGGUAUUCCCGGAGGAUUCCGUGCGGUACUACUAAGGAUCGAUCACAACAAAUAAAAUGACCGCUUCUACACCAACCCCCCCACUAUUCACUAUCAAAAUAAGCGCUGUUUUGGUCCUAGUGGGCGUACAUAUGCAAAUAGUAAGCGGUUGCUUUGAUUAAGGCUUGUUAAUUGGCAGCAUUCAAAUCCCAUAAUGCACCUGGUUAGUUGCGACGGCAGCGACACCACACGACACAUCUUCCAAUUAGUUUAUUCGAAGCUCGCUGAUACAUUUAUUCGAUCGCUAUUUAAAAAAAAUGUGAAAUGAAAUGUGAUAAAUCGGACUAGGGUUUAUAGGCAGGAAUAAUCGAUUGGUACAAUAAGAUAAAACAAAUACUUCGCGAAUAUUAGAGCCAACUGAAAACCAAACGCAAUUGUUGAGAUUGUAAUUUUUGUAUAAGCAAACACGAAACAAAUAAUGAAUUGGGAAAAAAGCGAAAAUAAUAAACAGUUCGAUUCGCAGUUGUUAAAUAGAGCAAAAAUUGCCCCAAUUGUCGCCAGAAGAAAAAACUAUUUGUUUACUAUACCAAAGAGAAUGUUCAUCAUGAAGACUGUAGUGUUUAGUUGGUAUGAGGAAAUGAUACAUUUUUUGUGAGUGAGAUUACAAAAUUGUUCAAAAAAUAUGAUCUUAUACUACGUUCACACUACGAGUUAAAACGUGUUUUAACGCUAUCUUGAUGACAUUUUUCUUGUUGCUAAUUAUUAUAACAUGUUUUAACUCUGUAGUGUGAACAUGGUAUUACAUUAAAAACAAGCUUAUCUGUGCUACUUUGUUGCAACGACUAGGCAAGGAAAAAAGCUGCACGCCGUAUUAUAUUUCACCAUACACACUGCUUCUCGCCAUCUCUCGGAAUCCAUGCGUGCCGGAAGUAUUCAUUGCCGAGACCGAGACACAAAAAAGUAAGUAAAAUAGUUUAGCGUAAAUCGAUUUUGUAUUGCUCUGCAUCUGAUACCAUGUUCACGUGUGAACGUAGUAUGAGAGAAUUAUUUGUUUCGGAGUUUUAGUUUUUCGCUGUCGUUAAUAGCAAAUUAUGCAACAGUAGGCUUUGCCUUGGCUGUUGACAGGUUUGAAGGUCUAUUCAGGUUUCUCAAAAACGGUAAACGAGUGUUGUAAUCGAAACCGAGUUUCCGUUUAAUUUGGACACAAUUUAUCUCCAUUUUUUCAAUUGAACUUACCAGAAGAAUUUGUCCGGACCGAGGAAAGGUAAACUUGGGCGUAGAAGUAAACCACAAAAUGCGAUUAGGAAAGGAUUCAAACCCAGCCAUGCGAUCUGAAUUAAAUUACGGUCGUAUUUAAUGAGAUUUGCCUUUUUUCAUUAUCAUGGUAUGAUUGGCUAAAAACGUGUGCAAUGUGAAACCUUGGUGCUACAUUCCGAUGGGGAACUUGAUCUUUCGCAGUCGAUUUUUUGGCAAAUGCUGGCUUGGGCUUUUUGAUAUCCGUAGUAUUUUUCGAAUCCCCGUACCUAUGCCUUUUGGAGUGCAUUCGUCCAAAUAGUGUACAAAAUAAGACAUUUUAUUCAGUUCAACGAGUGUUUAAACUUUUAGAAUCUCACGUUACCUUUUUGCCUUCAUCAUAUUUUCUUUCUCGCUCCUAGAUACUUUUCAUAUUCCACACUGCUACAUUUUCCCUUACUUUUCUACUUCCUAAACGCUUCCUUUCUGGGCCAAAUCAGCCUUUCUCCUCUUACACUAGCUGACUUGCACUCGUUUCAAGUUAAAUGCUUGCAGGCUUAGCUCUUCCAGCACACUUUUAUCUUGAACCCGUAAGUAGGGGUUUCCCCACUAUUUGGGUUCUCGUUUGCCCGGCGGACCCUUUUGACAGGUGCUCCUAACGGAAUUUCGGGUUUCCAUACAAAAACAUAAAAAAUAUGAGCUUAACUAGUUAUCCUCCAGGGAGAGAUGUGCGGAGACGCCAUCUUGAACCAGCGAAACUGUCAAAUUAUUGAGCCAGCCGAACCAAUCUAUCUCUUUUUGGGAGAACUGAUAGAUUUAAACAAUGGAGGUGAAGGUUACCAUUUUAUCCGCAUAUCUGUCCCAGGAGGAUAAAGGACGAACUUUACCAACUUAGGAACUUUAAACCUCUAUAGUUGUGUUCCUCACAGCUUUACACUAGUGGCUGCACAUGGGCAGCGCUCACUUGCUUGAUUCUAUGUAUUUUUCACCAACAUGCUGUUUACUAUGCUGGCUGUCGAAAUCGCGUCCCACGUUUCUCAAUACAUCCUAGCGCUAUUCGCUCGCAGCCUCAUUGACUGCAAUUCUAUGCUGACAUGCGGCGCAGCCAACGUUAGCCGGUGUACUCCAUUUCCAUGGAAAAUGUUUUUGCACCAAACAAAUCCGACGUAGCUCUCGAAUAAAAAAGAAGCCCUCGAAUAAAGUUCCGGAUCAGCUCCUUGCCAGAAGUUUUGCAUCAAUGCGUUAUGAGGACCCCUUUCGCUGAGGGUCGGCUUCGAAUUUCUGAGAACGGUACUUUUCCAUCGCUUUUCGUUUCACUUGGAAAUCUGUGCAUUAAAACAGAAAACCGUGGAGAUUUGUGCGGUUUUAAAAAUCUGUGCAGCACAUUGAAAAUCGGUAAAACAGAUUAAUCUGUGCACUUGGCAUCCUUGUGCCGUCGUUUGUUUUUUUUUUCUGUAAAGUGACUUUCUCCCCUUUCGUUAUCGAUCAUACCCACACUAUUUUUACAAUAUACGGCAGGUAGCCUAGAACAAAGCUUCAAUAGCCUGCCGCUCGCCAGCCUGUAUUUUAACCUACCCAGUCGCCAUUUCGUUUACUGGGUGCUUUUGUAGUAUUUCAGAAAAUUCAUUGGAAGGUGCAAUUUUCAAGAAAGCAUACGGCGAAAAUGUUACCCAGUAAACGAAAAGACGGUUAGGCUCGUUAAACUACCCAGCAAACGAACAGGCGGCUAGGCGGGUUAAACUAGCUGCUGGUGAUCUGUUGGUUAUUGAAACUUUGUUCUAAGCUACCCGCCGUAACUUGCCGUUUACUGUAAAAGUAGUGUGGGUUAUUGGUUAUUGUGCCUUGCAGGAUAAUCGCUCGAUAUGCGAUUAUAUUCUGGUUGCAGUUGAAAGCUGGAAAAUCCAUCCAGCGACAAUCCGUUUUUCUCCUGUUUAGUGCUAAUCCAUGAUGUCGGAAGUAGUGCGCUGGAUAGCACACCAUUGUACGAAAACAGCGCACUACUUUCGACGUGAUUCCAAUGUUUAGAACCAGAAAAAAAUACGAUUGUCGCUGGUUGGAUUUUCCAGUUUUCAACUGCAACCAGAAUAUGAAAGCUCAAUUGAGAUAAGCGCGUGACAGCCGCCUAUAUAAAUUUAUAGGCAGCUUUUUCCUUGAAGCUUUCGAAAAGCACACAGCUGGCAGAAAAAUAAAGCUCCACUGAAAUCUGCUUGCGAAGCAACUGCGGCUAUAUUUGAUGCGCCUUUCAGACGCCCGCAAUGUGAGAUUUUAUUAUAAGCGCGACAAUAAAGCGACGGAAUGUACAAAAAGUACGUACAUGAUGACAGUGACUGAACUAAAUUUGCACAUCGAUUUUCAAAUUAACUGUAACAGUGAUCCGGCUGUUAGUGUUUUUUCUACUCUCGACGAUUUGUUUAAUCCGUUUCGUGGUUUCCGCCCUCUUUACCAUUAAGUACGAACCGAAGGCGUCUUGGCACGUUAUCAGUGUCCGCCGAGGAAUAAUUUCUCGUACAGUGAAUUAUGAUCUGCUGUGAGGGGAUUCCUGUUUGAACUAGAACUUCCGAUUAAAGAAAUGAGACUGACGUAUAGCGAACCGGAGGCGAACCCUACAUGAGAUAAACAUGUUACCAUUAUAAAUAUUACCAAAACUGUCACAAUAUGUCAAUCCCAUUUGAAUUCUACAGCAUCAAUAUUUGGAUGGUACCCUUACACCGUCAAUAUAUUAGUCUGCACCGAAUACCGAUCCGUACGAAGAUCGCAGUUCUUCUUUGUUACAAACUUCUUCGAGCUGCUGCAGGUUCGAUUUGCAUUCCAACUUUGUCUGGACGUCUAUUUCGCCGAUGACAUUUCUUUUUCUAUAGUACACCUCUAAUAAGCGAUUAAUAUAAAGAAAAUGAUCGCGUCUCCCUUCCGCUCAAAUGACCAAAGCAUCCAAAAUCGUCUCAAGAGGCGUCUUCGAUUGCAGCUGGAAAAGAUCAUUGACGAUUAUUAGUUGAAAUGCGAUAGGGAAUUGUCUAUAAUCUUAUUCAGCUGCUUUGUUAUUGAUCCAUUUUGACGUUUGGAUCUGGGGGGGAAACAAAUCGACCAAAUUGGAGGCAAAACAAACCACUUCAGGGCAAAAUGUGAGUAAUGGACGGAAACGGCCGGCAAGAAAACUGAGUUUACACAGGAAAAGUCUAAUUGGUUGCAUAAUUUGUUAUUCGAAAGAAGUAGAAACUGAUCCACGCCUACUUAGUUAGUUAGUCAUCGGUUUAAGAUGAACGCGAAAAAAAGACGAGCAUAAAAAGCCUUUUGCCAUAGUUUCGUAAAAAUUAAAUAAUCGAGUGAGCAAACUGUCAAUACAAAACAUUAUUCGCAACUUUUUAUAUUAAAAAGUGGCACGCAUAUUUAGAUGGUACAUAAUGUUUAAGGGCAGCAUAAUUAAAAAUAAUAAAAACUUAAAUUGUUACCGAAUAUUGAUAAGCAAAAAAUAAAUACAAAAGAUCAGGCAUUUAUCUGUGUAUGUGUAAAAAUGCUUGUAUUGAUUAUAAACAAAAUAUACCUAUUUUCGGGGGCAAAUCGAAACAGGGCGUAAUACAUUCAACAGUUGAAACCAGCGAAAGCAAAAAUCCGAGCCUAUCUCCGUUUUUAAAACUGCGCUUAUCACGUAUCUAAACCUUCAGUCAACCUCUCAACUUAGACCAUCCGUAGCGAUCCCCCGUACUGUGACAACAAAAGUGAAAUGAAAGCUCACCGAUUUAUCAUAAAUGAAACUCAACAACACACAAAAAAAAUCAGCACUUUAAAUACUGACGUUACUUAAGCUAGCUAUCAUUCUAAGCAGAGACAUAAAAUUUCAUAUCAAAAACUACAGCAUAUUGUGGAUUACGGAACAAACUAGACACAGAAAAGGAAAGAGUAACCUGUACAGUUGAUUAGGCACGUGGUAGAAAUGAGGACGAAGAAAGAUGCGAUAUUCAUAUUUAUGCUUUAUAGUUAGUAUAGGGACUUUACGCGUUUUGCCGCGUGGAGACUAUGAUGGAACUGUUUGUCAAACGGGAAUCGGUCUCUAUAGAUGUAACUAAGUCUACUCAGCAAAUAAAUGCAACACACAAAAAGCCUAUGAUUGUAAGUAGCUAUCGCUAACUCUUUAAACAACUAUCAAAUUCUACCCUUCUAAAAUGUAACAGAAAGUAAGCUAAUGCGAAACGCAAGGAUUAGAUAUGUAGGUAUAUGUCGUAACCGCGAUUUACGAAAAUUUGCGCGUCGAACAUAUUACAGCUUCCCUUUGCUUUGUUCUUGUCCGAUCGGAACGUUAAAUUUGUCUCAAACACUGAUCAAAUGUAUUGACUUAUCCAUCAUUUUAACAGAAGAAAAAAGAAUACAUGUGCAUGGUUUAUCUACCUGAUAAAGCUGUCUUUACGCGCAUAUUAUAAUAUUUACUUGUCACCCAAAAAGUAAUGGUUUACUUAUUUCUGUGAAGAUCAAAGUUAGCAUGCAAGGACUGACAGUAUCGCUUCCCAGUCUCAGAAAGGGCGGCUAGGUGACUAAUAAAAUAGCACACUUUAGUUUUGGCGACUCCCGAACUCCGAUACUACUAUACCCAACGUUUCGGUCUUUCAUUUAAUCAUUUUUCGAAAGCAACUCGUUAUUCGUCGUUACAGAUGAUGUGAAAGCGAAAUGCAUUAAAUAAACACAAGAAAAUAUUUUUCAAAUGUCAGAAUAAUGUUAUUAAAAUGUGAAUAUUGUGAUCGAACAAUUAUUUCAACGUAAAUUUAUUUAAUUACAAUGUAGUGGAAUAAUGAUAGACAAAUCAGCAUUCUAUCACUAAUUUCUGUCGUUGGCGGUACCAUCAAUCAACGCUAGCAAGUUAAAAAUGGCAGAACAAAGCAGAGUGAACUAAACAAGAUAUAAUAUAAAAAAUACAGCUCAUUUCACAUUUCAGUAUCCACAUACAAAAACACUUAAAUUGCCAUUACUAUUACGCUUUCAUUGCCAUUUCCUUUCAUCGUUGACUUUCCGAGCACUAUAAAUAUGCUUAACAACUUACGGGCACCUAUUCGAUGAUUUUCAUUUGGAACAUCCAUUUUUCUGCAUGAUUUUCGAUAAGGUUUUGUACUUUUAUGGUCAUGAUACGGUUCGACUUACCAUUUCGAGAAACACAAAAUAUCACAGAUUCGCCACGAAGCAUCGGUUUUUCCCCCCCUGACUGAAGUAGAUUUCACUUCACAAAUCAGUAAGGCAGCAAUAUAUAGCGCUCUAAAGACUUUACUAUUUCUUUCUGCAAUUUUCCUCAAGUAAAAUAGAACAUCACAGGCCAAACGAAGGAAUGCAUUGCAUGAUUGCGGGGCGACUAACCCAAAUGUACAAUCCCUAUACAUUUUGCGCUCUCGCAUAUAUAAUCUUUCUUAUCUUAUCACCAUUAGUUUUGAAUUUGUAAGCAAGUUUCCCGAAGCAGAGUAUAAGCGAUCAUCUUUUCGAUUUUGCUUUUUUCUUACAUUCGAUCAAUAAAUUCGUAGAUUUGCGACUGAACUAUUGUUUGCUAAUAACCACGAUCUAUUUCCCCCCUCCAUAUAGGUCUUUCAGAGACUAGUGAUUUCUUUUGAACAUGAUACAGUCCAACUUGUCCGGACUUACCCAUAUUUAACCGUACACGUGUGUCAGUCAGUUAAACGAUGGCUGACGCAAAACGACGUGAUAGCUCAAUUCCAACUGAAAGUUUAGUGGAAAAAGCCAUCGAUUAUUGAACCAGUGGAAACACCUAACAUAGUAAUUGAAUCGUAUUCAAAUAACCGCUAUUCUAAAUUUAUCCGUUAAGACACCUCCUUUCAGAACUUUUCACAUUGUUGUGCUCUUUAAAUAUUACCGUAAAACUUUUCGACUCUUUCUAUGCUAUUAAACAAAACUUACUUCUGUGCUAGAACAGAUGGAAUUCAUUCGAUUUUUCAAGUUUUGACUAAUAUUGAAGUAGGAAAAAAAUUAGCUAUAUUUACACCAAUUUGUGAUAAUCGCGCACCAAAACGGAAAGCAACAAAGGCGUAUCUACAUAUAUUGUCCUGCAAUUGUGAGAAUGCAUUUCGAAUCAUUUAUCUUCUCCAGUUACGAUCCUUCCCCCGGAUAUAUGUGUCCUACUACUCUAUUGUUGGAGUUUUUUUUUUCAAUCUAAAUUUUUCUCAUCACAUUCCAUCAUAAUGUCACGCUUAGAUAUUACAAUAUAAUAAAGUACGUACAAUUGAACAUUGUCAACUGAAGGUAAAGUAACCCAACAGAUAUCAAUUCAAAAAAAAUGCUAGUUUAAUCAUCCACUGAAGCAACGUCUUUGUAUAUCCAUCACAGAACAGCUAUUUGUCGUCUCUCCCACAGAAACAGUUCAUAGUGAGCAGUAUAGUCAUAGAACAUACUGUAGAACUUGCCGCAUUGUAUAGGAGGGAGGGAUGAGAAUCACAUGUAAACGCCAGUGUCUUACAUAUUUUAUUACAUUUUCAAAUAAAGGCUGUUGAGGAAUGCGUA